This is a messenger RNA of Drosophila busckii, 841 nucleotides long. It is a transcript of the gene mRpL9, whose product is annotated as 39S ribosomal protein L9, mitochondrial. Gene Ontology annotation, biological process: translation. Gene Ontology annotation, cellular component: mitochondrion; ribosome. The transcript is spliced from 2 exons. Bases 39 to 806 code for a protein of 255 amino acids. Gene Ontology annotation, molecular function: structural constituent of ribosome. The record is from RefSeq and is a predicted model, not a curated record. NCBI's taxonomy places the organism in Eukaryota, Metazoa, Arthropoda, Insecta, Diptera, Drosophilidae.
UAGAAGUUUUAUUAUUUUACUUUAAUAUUAAUUAAAAUAUGCUUAAAAACAUCUGUUCAGUACAUAUAAACCUGCUUAAAAGUGCCACCGGCUUGCAGCAACAAGUGCGCACCACUUUUGUGCUGAAGCGUAAAUAUGAACCGCUAUUACACAAGACGAACGAGAAGCCCAGGCGUAUGCGUGCCAAACACUUUAUCUAUGAGUUAGUAGAGGAUACACUUGUUAAAAAGCGGCCUAACAUGGAGGUGGUGCUUAAGACCUUUGUUGAAGGUGUGGGUGAUAAGGGAGAUGUGGUUUCUCUAAAGCCGCAUUAUGUGUACAACAAUCUGCUUCUACCUGGGCUGGCUACCUACAAAACACCCGAAAACAUAGCCAAAUAUUCAAAAACCGAAGAAGAAAAAUCUGCGGUACAGCAUAGCUCAGCAUACGCUAAGCGCACGGUAAACAUGCUGCAGUCUAUUGUACUUGCUGUGGUUAUGAACAAGGAUGAGCCCUGGGUGCUAGAGCCAUGGCAUAUAAAAGCUUCAUUGCGAAAGGCUGGCUUUCAUUGCAAUGAAGAAUGUAUAACACUACCAAAGGAGCGCAUUGAAGGACCUGAUCUAAUGAAGGAAAACAAGGAGUUUUGCUGUACUAUCACAAUAAACAAGUUGGAAAAAGCCUUAUUGAAAUGUCGCAUUCAUCAUUGGAGUACCGAUCCUAGCGAAAGAUUGCCGUACGUUCUCGAGCAUUGGAAAUUACCGUCGGAACCAUUGUUGGAUGUAAGUUCGCCGGAUUCAAGCGAAUCGACAACUCAUAAGAGUGCUUAAGCAAUAUUUGGGAAAACCAAUAAAUGUUUGUUACC